Phasianus colchicus (ring-necked pheasant) is the source of this 14090-nucleotide messenger RNA. Lineage: Eukaryota; Metazoa; Chordata; Aves; Galliformes; Phasianidae. The record is from RefSeq and is a predicted model, not a curated record.
GGAGAGGCUGCGGGGCGCCGGGCAGCCCGGGAGGAAAAGCGCCGGGGACUCGCUCGGUUCUGUCUCUGUGCCGAUGUCCGACACGGAGACCGGUCGCUAAAGUCUUGCCUAAGCGAGGCAGGCGUGGCUCGGCAGAAAACUUGUUAAGAGAGAAGGAGCUGCCCGUUCGAAAUGGGUUCUUCUCGCGUUUGAGCUGUUGGAAGCCGGCGGAAAGUGAUUCGGGAGUGAUGCGGGAUGUCGGAAAGCUUAAGGUCAAUCGGCGUGCACGGAGGUUGUGAACUGUAAUUGCCCUUAAUGCUGUUUAAGAUUAACCUCAGUGGUUAUCGGCGUUUGUUGCAUCAGCACCGGAGGAAAAGGGAUUCGCGUGAAGAAGCAAACCCGAGAGUGAGGCACAGUCAGCCGUCAGCAGCUGGGCGGAAAGACUCCAAGCAGUCGUUCGGGAAUAUGUAUAACUAACAGAAGUGCACGGCUAGGAAUCGUGUACCGAAGCUAAAACAUCGGCAGAGGAGAUGUGUAGAUUUGGUGAGGAUAGAAAGAGCCACUAACAAAAGAACAAACAAGCAUAGUGGCGGAAGCAGAGUUUAUUGAAUCUACCUGAAGUCGAGGGUACCAUCAAUAGCAGAGCUGUUCCCCAGAGAAUUGCCAAACUAAGAAUAAAGUAAAGAAGUGUGAGCUCACGGCGGGAGCAAGCUGUGCCUUUAUGGAUCAGGUCCGUGAAAUGUUCGACACCUUCAGUUCCAGUAACUUCAGAAGUCCUCAAAAUAGACCAGAGCUGCCAUCCAUGUACAUGGUCUAAUGAAGUAAACAGAUAGGAUCAGGAAGCCCAGAUGUAAUCGCAGUUUGAGUCUAGAUGUCCCUAUUGCUAUGCAGACCUAGGGCAGAGCGGCAUGCCACUCUUGAAAACUGACAGACAGAGGAACAAUUUGUGCGGAAGCUGGAAAAAGGGGCAAGCUGCUGUGGUUUAUUUGUAUUAGGAAAAUCUAAUCUCCAUCCUUGUAAAGCGUUUCUAAAAGUGGAUCUGUUCCUCAGAAAUUGGAAAACAUCUACCUUUUGUUAUGGAAAGCCAGUCUGUUUGGUGGCUUACUAUUGGCUUCAACGCAAGCUAAUUAUUUUUGAUAUCCCUGUCACUCCCGACCACCUCAGCCGUGCACUGGAAGGAAUCCUGCCAUGCCAUGUACCGGCCCCAGCCCCGCUGCCAAGCACCUGGGGAGUCAGCUUGGGGCAAGGAGCCCUGCCAGCAGUGGUGGGCUGGGGACAGGACCCAUCCAGCUUGCCUGGCCCCUGGCAGGCCCCCCGCCCCAAAGUGUGGGUAAAGGGAAAUGCUGUCAGGGUGCCUGGGUGGUCAGCGAGCCAUGCAGGCAAGGGCAUUGCUCUUUCUGGGCUUCCCCUCGCAGUGGCAGCCUCCCUUCCCUUUUUGUCAAACCGAAGAGGGAUCAGUAGAUCAAUAGAUCUGCAGAAACCUGAGGACAUUACAGUAGGAUUGCACUGGGGUUCGUGGUACGCUUAGUGCUUGUAGGAAUAGCACUGCCUGGUAGGUAAGCACAACUUCUCAGACAAAUUACUAAACCCCGGGCAUUCUUUGUUUCCUCUGGUGCUGACUUUAAUUAAAAGUUGACCUAAACUGAAAUAUAAAUGAAUAAACCCCCCCCGUGCUGAGAAAUGGUUGGCCCAAUUAAUUAUGCUGUGUGCUGGAGAAAUGGUUUUAUUAUUAAUUGAAGACUCCUGGUUUGAUUGAAUUAUACGGAAUUAAGUUUUUUAAAUGAAGGCAGCAGCAGGAGCGGAGGAGACCGACGGUCAGGGAGCACAGAUCCAAAUUCUGUGAACAGCGGGGGGCUCAAUAUCACCUGGAGUCAGCCUGUUUCACUGAGCUGAAUGUUGAGAAAUGGUAAAUAAUGCCAGGAGUUCAGCUGGAAAUCACAGGGCCUUUCUGACUUGGGGAAAAAAGUAACUGCCAGCUUUCUGAGAUUAUAGGAUUAAACUGUAUCAGUACUUUAAAUGUGACUCAUGAACAGGGGCUUUCUGAAGAGAAUUACAUAAAUUUCCCAAGGUCUUUCUGAAUAACAAAUUGUUCCGAAUAAUUUCCUCAUAUUUAACAACCGAGGGUGAAAUCCUGGCCCUGCUGAGGUCGACAGCAAAACUCCUUUUGAUUUCAGUGGUUUCAGCAUUACACCCCUGGGAUGUGGGAAAUCUUUGGCUCUUUUGUGGUCAUUGAGACUCAAAGUGAGGAAACCUCUGCAGCUGGACAAGUGAUUUUCUGUCCUCUGGCAGUUCACUGCCCUUGGAUUUUUGUGUUUACCUCGCUUAGUGAGGAGCUGGGUUCUACUCUAAUUUGCACCGAUGCGGAUUUACAGUAUAUUUUUAGAUAUCUCUGAGCGAAAUCUAUCUUCUUGUCAAGGCACGUGACCCCAACCAUUUCUUGCCAUGUCACAGUACUAGCAAAUAGGGAACUGCACAAUUUGGGUCCACAUGGCAAUUCUACUUUACCCACAAUGCUAUCCCAUUUGCUUACCUGCGCUACAUUAAUUCAAUGACUUGGCUAUAAUUCUUACAAUUCUAAACAAGAACAGAUUAUGUGUCAUUUAGUUUCCAAAGGAGUCCAAGAAAACAGAAAUCUCAAAAACCUCCACAAUAAGGAAAGCAGGAAAAGCAAUACAGCAAAAUCCAAUAAACAAAAGUUGCUUUAUGAUUAAGGGAGGUAAUACAAUCUAUUCUUCUACGGAUUUGCACCUCUUGUCCUGUGGGCCAGCCACACAAAAUGCUCAGCUUUCUUCCAGACCUCUUCUCUUGCCUCUGCUGAGGGAUGGAUGGUUCGUGUUGGGUUGCCCAUGGUGUUUGGGUGACCGACUGCUGAGUUUUGUGCAUUUCUCCCUCAGUGGGGUUACCAGUUUUCACCAAGCAUGUAGGGCGCCUCUCCACCUCUUCCAAAAUUGGCUAAAAAACUGAGGAUGGCUAAAAAGGUGAAAGCAAAAACCACUGCUAGAUCGGUGUAUUUUUGUGGGAAAACUGCUAGAAAUGAAGUUCCUCCAUGGGUGCCCCAUUAACCAAAGCCUCAGCCAAAGUCUCUUUGGUUACACAGCUUUAUAUCAACAGGAGAUCUGACCAUAAACAUUGAAGAAUUAAAAACUUGUUGCUGAGGUCACGUGGGGACAGUUUCAGAUUUUAUGAGCGUAAAGGGAGGAAACAAUCAGCAUUACAUUUUUCAUUACUCCUUCCCUCUAUCUCAGUUUGUGCCUCAAAGCUCCAGAGCAUGUGUAGAUUUCCACAUUUCUGACAGUUCUGAUUGUGAACUGCUUUUCGGGACAUGUAACUGCUUAUAACAAGACAUUUUUCUGUCUGUUUGUGAAACUGAACGUGGUGAGCGUUUUGUAGCUGAUUCUGUCUUGGUUAGCAAACUUCAGCUUCUUCAAAACUCUUUAAUCUUUACUGAAUUGUAGCUGAGAUGAAGGUGUGCUCUGUCCAUUUCAAGCUGUGAUUUUGUGGUGGGAUAGCUAUGAAGAUAGAGAUAUUUCAGUGUUUUAAAUAAUAAUAAUAUUCCUUUGGUUACUGUUUUUGGUUAUUGUUUUAAAAUGCUGUCUUGAAUUGAGCCUGAUGUGAAAGCUUUUACUAGUGAUAAAAUUCUGAACUGUUUCUCAUGAGAGACUGAGGUACGCAGGGAAUGUGGGCUGAAGCAGUGCAAGAAAUAUAUUAUUUCACAGUAUGAAAUAUAUUUCUAGGAGAUAUUAUUUGCCUCUCUACAGCUGUUGAAAGGCUAUUCCUGUCUCUUUUUACUUUUCAGCAAAAUGAUGGUCCAACACACCGGCCAGGUGUCUGCAUUAGAAGUCAGCGCCUCCGCAAUUGUUCCCACCUUGUCUCCUGCAGGGUCACUGGGGUUUGAUGAUUUCACAAAUUUAACCCCAUUGGUGAAAGAGGAACUUAGAUUCGCCAUCCAAAACAAACGUCAGUCCCACAGGAUGUCUUCUACUUUGGAUACGGUGACAGUGUCUGAAAGGCCGAUGGAAACAUCAGUCAUGAAAACAGAGUUUUCUCCUGAAGAGGAUGAAAGAAAAAAGCGAAGAAGGGAAAGGAACAAAAUUGCUGCUGCAAAGUGCCGAAACAAAAAGAAGGAAAAAACAGAAUGUUUGCAGAAAGAAUCAGAAAAGCUGGAAACUAUCAAUGCGGAAUUAAAAGCCCAGAUUGAAGAGCUAAAGAAUGAGAAGCAGCAUUUGAUAUACAUGCUAAAUCUUCACAGGCCCACCUGUAUAGUUCGGGCACAAAAUGGAAGGACACCUGAAGAUGAAAGGAAUCUUUUUAUUCAACAGAUCAAAGAAGGAACAUUACAAGGUUAAGUGAUAUGGCAAAUGUGGAAAUAUUUAUAGUAUGUUUUAACAACUAUAAGCAACAGAAUCCACAGAGGAUCUGACUUAUGUGUAGGAUUCUAUUAGUAAAGAGCGUUUAGGAAGGGCAGAUCGCUUUCUUAAGCAGAAAGAAUCAUUUUUGGCUUGUCAGAGAUUCUUCCCCUCGGAAGAUCUGGUCUCGGUCAAACUGAAGAGCCUUCUGCCUCAUAAUAGGUUUUGCACCUGUCAUACAUGCUGUUCCUAGGAGCUACAGACAACAGCUUCAGAAGAUUUAGCUCUCUGCUAGUAUACAGUAUCUGCACUCACGACGUUUGUGCUAGAACACUAUGACUUCGAUGAUGCACAUGGUACAUACAGCUGUGCUGGAUGGACACUACUUUUCCUUGUGGCUGUCAGGGAAAGCAGACAGAGUAUUUUUAAAGUUUUGUAGUUUCCAGGAGGAUGGUUUCUGCCAGAAUGUACUGAUACGUAAUUUUGCAUUCUAACCUAACACACACACACACAAACACACAAAAAGCCUUUAGUUCCAAUUAAGCUUUGUAACUUUUUUCACAACACUUGUGUGGUUUUUUUCCUAUGACUCAUCUCAGAGACUGAAUUUGACAAGUCCUAGUAGGUGUGACGAAGGAAGGUUUCUUGCAAAAUAUCCACGUAGCUAAGAUGCUAUUUUAGGAGCUGGAACCCCACCUAUUAUCCUUUGGGAAGUACGGUGUUUCCUUGCAUUCAGGAGAGCAUUUUGUACCAUCACUUGGCAACUGGGUGAAUUGGACCCACUGGAAAGAAGGAAGUAGCAAUGAAGGGAUUUUGAUAUGGUUUUGCCCAAGCAAAGAACUGCAGGACUGAAUCCCAGGUUCAUGAAUCAUGAAAAGUUUAAAAAAACACCAAAAUCACCUGGGAUCUAAUCUUAGAAGCCUUAAACCCUCACUGACAGAAGAGGUUCCAUGGCCUGUAGUGAUCUGGUUAUACAGAUGGCUGUCAGGAAAAAGACGUAGACAAAGCUUUUUCCGUCCUUGUCAGGAUUGCUUCUUUUUGCCAGAUGAUUCAGAGGGAAAAAUUAUGAUUGCAGCUACUUUUAUUUUAUGUUUGAGUGGUAACUACAGUCAAUCAAAAGUGUUACUUAGAAUCUAAAGGAGACAAGAGUUCUGAUGUAGUGAAUAAUUGUUCUCAUUUUUUAUUAAAUACUAACCUUAGAUGUUUUUGAACUGGUAGAAGAGCUGCUGGACAAUACAGUUGGAGCUAUGAGUGUUUAAAUUCUGAUGUUUCUGUGAAAUUCUCAGAUUGUUUAAUCCUACAAAAUAUAUCCUUACAAUUUUUUUGUAAAAGAAAAUAUCCUUAUUUAUCACUAAUAUCAUAAUGAGUAAAGUUAAUAAAUACUGCAAGCAAGAUAAAACUGAAAACACAAGUGUUGUGCUGUCUUUUUACUUUCAUCUCUUGGUGUUUAAUAUUAUAUAUUCCUAAACUUCACGAGUUGCAAGAGACACCACUUAACCUCCAUCAUCUCCACAGAUGAGGCACUUGAGUAUCUUGAAUGAUUGAGUGCAGAGAAUAUACCUCUCAAAAUUCUAUAUCUUCAUCAAUGGUGUCUAGCUGCUCUGCAUCACAAUUUAAAUGGAGCUUACAGUACAUAAUAUUUUACACCAGUUAUGCAGUGUUGAAUUUGUAGUUUUAUUCUAAAGGCUAAACUUAAAGAUACCUCAGCCAUAAGCUUCUUCCUCUACAAGUUCUGGCUGAAUGUAUCAGAUAUCACUCCUGAUCCUUAAAUGAUCUUUAUAUUCUGCAACAGAACUUUUUAGUACAUUUUCCUAAGAUCUGGAUAUAUUGUAAUGUCCUAUAUCAUGUUUAAAAGCUAUGUACUUCAUAUAUCUGAAAAAUGAAUGAUUAAAAAGACAACACACUAGGUCUGAUUCUGUCCUGAGAAUCUGUUUUCUUUCUGUAAGUUGGAAGGAGCUGCCUUUGACUUCAGUGAGAUUUUUAUUAAUGCCCUGCAGGCAGAAUUUGGAGCCUCUGCAGCAGGGGGAGUUUCCUGGGGAACUGGGCCGGUCAUUCGUCAGAUGAUGGAUAUACAUCAAGUGUGUUAUCAGUAAAUUUGUCAAACAGUAUUCAUUGAUGUCUGACUUCUGUAGUAUGGGAGUACAUAACUGAGGUUUCAUGAUGGUAUUGUGCUCCUUGGCUUUGCCUUUAGCACCUCAGAUACCAGCAGACAAAAGAGUUUGCCUCCUAUGCUGUUAUAAAGUGUUCCAGCAGAGACUAGAAUGUAACGACACAGUUAAUGUCUCUCCUUUAGGGAAUCUGUAUGGUUGCUUUUAACCACAUCGCUGAUGACGCCGGCGUCAUGCUUUUGUUGCUUGAUGUUAUGUAUUUAGCAUACCAAAUGUUAAUAGGGUACCACUACUAUUGUCAGAAGAUAAUUAUUUUUAUUUCUUUGUAUGUGGAGUCAUAGCUGCUUUCUACUGUGUGUAUGUGUGUGUGUGCACGCGUGCUCCUGCACGCUACUGUAGAAGUGAUGGUACUCAAGUUGAUUUGACUAUGCCCAUGAAAGAGUGUUUGAACAGCUAGACAGGAGCAGUAUGUUGCAUGAGUUUUCUAAAAGUAUACGUUAUUCAGGAGAACCUUUAAAAUGCAUUAAAAGCAGUUUGUUUUCUAUUUUCAAGUUUGUUUUGAUACUUUAAUAAAAAAAUAAUAUAUAUUUACUUGCGUGUCAUUUAAUUCAUUCUCAAAUUCCAGGAGCAAUUUCAUUUGCUUAUAACAAUAUCAAGGUAUUAAAAGAAAACAAACAUGUUUUAUAGGUUUUCAAAAAUAAGCAUCUUACUAGCUGAUAUUGGUACUGCCCACUGAGUGUCAAGAUAUAAACAAAGCUUUGUUAUUAAAAAGUUGAUCAUGGAUUCCAGCUAAUUUCUCAUUCUUGGUCUAGGCUUAGAUUAAGGAAUGGGAAGUUAGAACUUAUGAGUCCCCGCAAAUCUUACAACCAACCAGCUGAUAGUUAUUUCAACUUUCCAGUUAUCUAAGGGACUUAAUACCUUUGCUUUGUGAAGUUUCAGUAUUUACAGAUUGCUCUCUAUGGUUAUGUGGAAGACUAAAGAAGCACAGUACAAUCAGGGCUUUGGUUUGUUUCUGUGUGUUUUUGUGUGUGCAGACGCGUGUGUGGAGAAGCACGAGGGAAGAUGAACAAAAUGUUCUAUCCUGCCUUUCCAAAACUAUCUGCACUCAGACAGAAGUCCCUGUGUUUUGAUAGCUGGUGGUGUGGACAAAACUUUUGGCUUCAGUCCUUUGCAAGUAAUCCUAGCUUGUACUGCAGAGAUGAGAUUGAAGGCCGGGAGCCCAAGGAACCAAGAAAUCCACUGCACUAUUACAAAAUCUAGUUAAAAAUUUCAGUUGGAAUGAAGGAAACAUCGAAUGCUUAUUCUUACUGGUACAUCUCUUUAAAGAUGUGCAGUCCCAACGUGUAUAUUCCCUCCCCCAUGUACAUGCUCUCUCAUGCAUUCUCCUAAACCCAUUACCAAAUGUUAUUUUGGAAAAUUUGAUUCACUUCCAAUUUCACAAAUCUUUAUAUCAUCUACCUGCCUAAUUUUAGAAAACCUUACCAACAAAAUUAGACUUAUGAAUUUCUGAGCUGAUAUUUUACAAUCUUUUCUCAUUUGAAAUCACCUAAUUGCACAAACAUCUGAUCACUGCGGCAUAUUGCUAAUAGAGUAAUUAAUAUUCCUUGAACAAAACAUGUUGUAUCUUCUCCUUUGGUCUUGUUUGAGACACUGUGUGUAUACUGGCCCAUGCAGACCUUAAUGCAUGCUCAUCUUUAUCCUGUACACUAAUAAGGAACAUGUUCUACUUUUUUUUUCUAGCUCUUCCCUUGAUAUAAAUGAAUAAAUACUAAUAAAAAAGGUAGGCAAAGCCAGUGAUUCAUGCUAGGUAUUCUUUUUAACAACACCAAAUGCUAACAAAUUUAAACAUAAAAUAACUUUUCUACAUGGACCCACCAAGAAUUUGAAAUUGCUUCUUAAGGAGGUGACACUGAAGUUGCUGUUAUUGUUGAUUUUACCAAAGAAACUGGAUAAGGAAAAUAAAACGCUAAAGCUGUUAGUAACAAAAAGUUUUAAAAGCUAAACCUACUUCAUCUUAAAAAAAACCAAAAAAGUCUAAAUUAAAAGUGGCAUCUGCACCUCUCGUCCUUUUUACCUUUUUUCAUUCUAUCCUUCCACCCAUGUGGCAGGGCUACCAUCAGUCUUAUUGAGUCUGGCCAUAGCCAUGUUUCUAUGUUUGCCCAGUGCCCCCAACUGGACACCCUGAGAAUCACAUGAUGAAAAUGUUGAAGAAUAUUCAUUUGUGUAGAAAUACUUAGCAGUGUUCCUCACUAGCUUAUCAUGGCAGCAGUGUCAGAUUUUUUGCUUAUAUAAUAGACGCCAUUCCUUUUUAAAGUGUAGUUAAGAUGAAGAGUGACAAUAUUAAAAAAAAUCUCAUUACUCAAGGCAGACCCUAUUGGACACUGAAUCAGAACUGCUGACUUCAGUAAUAAAAAUAGUCCUUUACUAAUUCUCAGUCAGAUCUUCAGAGCCAUUAAAAAAGAAUAUACCAGAUUCUAUUCUUGAUACAGCAGCAGGUCUGGCUGCAUAGCUUUACUACUGCUGACAGUGAUACGUGAACCAAAAAAAAGCUAAUGAUUUUCAGUCUCCAAGUUAAGCAUAUUUAAUCUGACACUAAAAAAAAAAAAAAGAAAAAUGAUUAGACCUGUGAAUAGAUUAAACAGAAAAUGGAAACGAAGUGGGAGUUGAUGCUGGAAUCCUUUUUCCCACUUUUGAGAAUUUAGCAGUUUAUCCACUUAGACUAUGGGCACGUCCACACAGCAAACAGUGUGGCGUAGCAAUGCUUUUGUACAAGCUAGCAGGGAGAACCACCCAGCGACGACAGCAAAAAUCUCAGCACAGGCUCGUUGGUGGCACUGAGAGUAUGGGAUCUCCAUGCAGCCAAAGGACCAGCUGCUCCUGGCAUCUGAGGUAGCUCAUUUACAGGCAGGUCAGGUAUCAUUCAGCUCGUCUGGUGAGAAUACAUCCCAGAGCUGCCUGCCUUCUUGACAAACGGCUCCGCAGGUUCAGCUCAGAGGUCCUUCCCCUGUUUUCUUCCUAUGGCAGUGAUCAGAAGCAGCCACUCAGGGAAGAAUGAGAGUAGGACAAGUAUAUGUGCUCUGGGUGCUUCCCCACAGACCGACCACGCUCAGCUUAGCAGUCACGCAAGCUCAACACAGUUCCUUUAGAUAGUAACCUUCAUCAGGUCUUUGUCUCAAUUAUUUACCUGCAAUACCAGCACCCACAAAAUGUUUUGGUGACAAGUUUUGUAGGCUUGACACCACUCAUAAGAAAGCUUUAUCUUGUUUCCUUUGACCCUGUUCCUUGCAGUUUCACCUGACAGACCCUUGCACAUUCUUGCACUGGAAGUGUUCAUGCUUGUCCAUGCUCUCCAAGCCACUUAAGAUUUUACACUCCAUUGUGAAGAAUGAAGAGUCCCAGCCUAUUCAGUCACUUCUUUUGGUAGCAAAUUUCACAUCCUCGAUCAUUCCUGUUACCCAGCUCUUCUGAGAAAGGCCUGUGUCUUUUCCAGGAGUUUAAGAUCAGGAGACCAUAACUAUAUAAACAGUAUUCAAGACAUAGCCAAGCCAUGGAUCAAUAUGGUGGGAUCUUGACGUUCACGAUUCUUUUCCUAACAGUUCCAGGAAUUUGGUUUGCUUUCUUUCUUUUUUUUUUUCUUUUUUAAACAACUGCCAAGAAUCAAACCUGGUGCAAGGGAACUAUCAACCAUAACCCUGAAGCCUCCCUCCUGAGAAAUAAUGAUAAAAUCAAGCCCAACAUUUCAUCAUUUUGCAUACGACAGCAGAGUCAAUUUUCCCUAUGGGUAUUUAACUUAGGAAUUAGCAACACAUAGGACUAGAACAGAUCAGUUGAUCUUCAUGAAUACCCCAGAAAUACCUUUUUUUUUUUUCUUUUUUUUUUUUCUUUUUGUAAUGGAAGAGCAUACGUGAACUUCACUUCAUGCUUUUAUCCAAACAGCUACUGCAGUCAAAACUGUCAAUCUAUUGACAAAUUUCUUGGUUAAGAGUUGAGAUUGGAACAAAAGAAAAUAGUUGGGGAGUAACCAAGUAUACAAUAUUCCCUCUGCUGACUGAGUGCAGCUACCUUUUGUUGGUUAGAACAGAGAUCCUUUCUCACCUGACUUGGAUAAACAUAGAUCUCUGAUAGUGGCAUGGUGAGAAACUUCCCCUCUUGCUUUUAUCUCCUACAACCUUCAAAAUUGAAUCACACAGGAUUUGCAACUUCCACAUUUGUAGCUAAUUCCUGUGGUUUUACCACGUAUUCUUGAAGCCCCAGAUCUGAGUUACACACUGUGGGAUGAGAAACUCAUUCCUCAUUACCAAAGUGAAAGCUUUAGAAAUAUUACUUAUUUCUGAAGUAAGAAGUCCAGAAACCAAAAGAAAAUAAAUGAAGAUUCAAUUCAUUAGACUGUUAAUGUUUCAUCUUUAGAAACAAAUGUUCUGGGAAUCUGGGGCUUGUUUGUUUGUUGGGGAAGGGGACGGGUCUAUUAAAAAGGAGUUCUGAAUGUCUGGAUUUGGUCACAUCACAUUCCUUUGCUGACAGAAAAACUAUCCACGGACCAAGGAAAGGUAGCUGUAGAAACUGGUGCUUACAAGGGUUUCCCAUGUUAUUUUCAAAGAAAAAAACUCCUCAGAAUGAAUAGCAAUAGAAAGGACAAAUUAAUUUCAAAAAUUUCCUGCCUUUCAAAUAAUACCAUGCUCCUCUGCAUUUAACCAAAUGCAGGGAAAAGCUCUCUGUUACUUUUAUCUGAAUUUACUCAAAACAUUUUUGACUCUUCUACCCCUUUGUGUACUUACCCCUCUGCUCCCACUUUUUUUAGAAGUUAUUACUCAAAUGUACAGAAUGUGCCAAAGCUGUUUUAUAGAAACAACUCAAUAGUUCCCCUAAAGAGAAGAGAAACUAUUCUACAGGAAGCUAAAGCAAAUACUAAAUUGCACAAAAACGUAUUCAAAAGCAGGAAAUGCCACUGUUGAGAGUGCAAGCAGAAGGUCAGUUCUGCUAUCUUACACAUGAAUGAUGGAAUAUCUUCUAAUUGUGUGACCCAGUAUUUCCAAGUAAGAUAACAUACCACAUUCUUCCUUCUCUGUGUGCAGUAGCUUGCACAGUUCCGUAAGCAACGUGGAUAGAAUCUUUCAAGAAUAUGUCUACAGAAAACACUACACAAAUAGACUUAAGAUUCUUACUGCCAAGCAAAUAGAUUCACAGAUAAUCUCAUUUAGGAGCUAUUUACUGAAGAAAUCUGCAGUUACAAAUGAACAGAUAACCACACACGUAGGUCUCCAAAAUAUUUGCAGGGGACUACAAUACAUCUAAAGUGUGUGCAGCACAAAAGCAUAGCAUAAUUGAUAAUUACUGUAAAUAAAUGCCUAAAUUACCAAAGGCGUUGUGCCUUCGGGAAAGUGAAUGCUUUGGCUGGUGACGCUUUCAGUCAGUGUGAGCCAAUGUCUUUUAAAAAAGACAAGCUCAAAUCCUCUUCAGCACAGGCAACAAUUCUGUACAAAGGUUUGGAAGGCGGAAUAAUAAAUACACUUGGGCCAGAAAAUGUCAUUGUGGCAGAAGACAAGGGUUAGAGUAAAGAAAAAAGUAACAACAAACCAAACAAGGGAAGUUUGGAAGUGCUUUCCAAAGAAGCACUUCUAGCUCCUCUGGUCCUCCUGGACACUGUGACAAAUAAUAUGUGAUAAAUAGAUGACUACUUACAGCAGCAUUUGGAAAGAGACAGAAAACUACUACUGAGCAUUGUCAACUGUUAGCCUCCAGUUCCUCAGUAUAAAGACCCUCACGUGCAGGCAGUCAGCCAGCCAAACUCCCACCCUGAGAUAAGAAUGGCUCCUUUUCCUUUUCCUUUGCCACUGAACCCUGGACUCUGAGAGCAGCUGGCACCCACUCCCAGGUGUCUGAGGGCGGGAGCUGUGCAUUGCCAAUGAGAAUCACAAAGGCCACUUGAAGGAAGAACUAGAUAAAAGGGACAAGUUUUCUGAGACAAAAGGAUGCAGGAAAGAACAGAAACGUUCCUAUGUUUGACUAAGGUGUCAGUGUAUCUAGGGCCAUAUCUGGGCAGCAGGAGGUCCUGUGCAAUGAAAAAAGGGUAUGAGAGAUCUGCAUAACUGUAAAAGAAAUGAUAAGGGCUUAGGGCAGGGGGAGAGAUCUGAUUUAAUUCCUUCUUUGGUUUCUCAUCUUUCUUUCCCCUCAAAACCAGAAACUACAGAUUAAUGACUAUGGCACAUAUGACACAUAUUUAAAUUCCAGAGUAAUAAUACUUUCCAUGCACUGAGAUGUGUGCACCAGACAAGGAAGACAUGGAACCUGACACAGGGCCAUUUUCCAACUCUUCCCAAAAACACAUCACGACCAUUUAAAGAAACUUGGAGUAGUUCUCCCUUCAUCCCCAGCCAGAUACUUUUACAUUUGAUUGUCUUUCAAUUUUGAUCACUUGUACAACCAGCCCUACCAGCAUUCACGGUUAUUGGAACACUUAUUUAGUGACAAUUUUCUGAAGUACAGAGAAAACACUACUAGCUCAGAAACUGCAAGGCAAAUAUUACAUGCUGGAAACUGGAUUCAAAAAGCUGACCUGUCACAAGCACAAAUAUAGAAAAAGUUAGAUUCUUCAAAAGUGACCCCUUCCCUCCAUAUGUUAUGAGACAUACGCCAUAGGUCUCUGUUCUUUUUGCCAAACCCCAGUUUUGUUAUUCACAGGCAUACACAUAUAUAGUCAGUGUCCUAUGCUGAGAGGAUAUCCAGUUAUGUCUGGCAUUUCAGGCUGUUCCUUAAGUAGGAAAGCAUUAGUCUGCUACUUCUUUGCAUGUGAAGGAAAGAGAAAUAUGAAUGUCCCAAGGUCUGGAGAAAAUACCCUAUCAAAAAAAACCCUGUUAUCUUGAUAAAGAACCCUGCGGUUCUAAAGAGAACAUACUGUGCCUCCAGCCCAACCUCUGCCAUCUGCAAUCUGCACAGCCAUCACGGAAGAAACAUUUGGGAGUGAGCCUUCUAAAUACAUACACAGCUGCCACAUGUGUGUGCUCUCAGCAUGAACGCCACGUCAGAUCCUGACAGAUAGCAAAGCAGAGUCCUGCUCAGGGCACAUCGCAAGAGCUGUGGGUCUGCACAACCAUGGAUUGUAGAACCUGAUGUCUGUGCAUGCCUAGGUGAACAGAAGUGAAGGCUUAGGCAGCAGAAAGCUGAAACUGUCAUGACUUCAAUAGUGCUUAAAUCCUUCCAAUUUCAAGUAACUAAAAUUCAAGAACUAAAUAGUAUUUCUAAAUAUGGACAACCAUAUGCAUUAGUGAGGGAACAGAAGGUAAUGCUCAGUUUCCUUUAAAACGAACUCUGUGUAAGACAUUCAGUAAGUGUUUUUAGGUCACCCUAGUAACACAACCGACAUUGCCAUAGUAGCAUCUCACAUGGAAAGACAGAUCACUCCAACCUCAGGAAAAGUCUAGGAAGAUCCACUUUCAUGCCAAAUAUACAUGAAUGAAACACACCUCAUACAAAUCCCUGAGAGGACUGAAGAUUAAAGAGAAACCUGUUCCAUUCAACUCAAGAGAAUAACCUCAGAGCCCUAACCCUUGGUUGCUAAUGGAAUGACAUCAGAAAGCAGCCAUCAACAGCAUCCUGCCAAUUUCCUAGACACCAGGGAGUUUUGCUAAAAGUUGCAUUAAAUGAUCUGUCAUCAACCUAA